Pundamilia nyererei is the source of this 900-nucleotide messenger RNA. It is a transcript of the gene cunh9orf85, whose product is annotated as chromosome unknown C9orf85 homolog. The record is from RefSeq and is a predicted model, not a curated record. The transcript has 4 exons. The coding region runs from base 73 to 639 and encodes 188 amino acids. Lineage: Eukaryota; Metazoa; Chordata; Actinopteri; Cichliformes; Cichlidae.
UGCUCUUGCUCGGCGGCAUGGUGCUUAGUUUGUGUAUCUGUGUAACGUGUGUGGCUAAAAAGGUUUAAUAACAUGAGUUCUCAGAGAGGUAAUACAUCUCGAUCGCGGGGCCAGAAGCAUCAAAACACAACUGCGUUUAAAAACGACAAGUACGGGGCGACUACACAAGUGAAGAAGGCAAAUUCAAAGAUCCAUGAUGGGCUUUGUCAACGCUGUAAAGGUGUUCUUGAGUGGAAAGUUAAGUACAAUAAAAAAAAGCCACUAACACAGCCUAGAAAAUGUGUCAAGUGCUCCCAAAAGACAAUAAAAGAUGCGUAUCACAUCAUUUGUAAGCCCUGCUCUCUUCAGCAAGAGAUCUGCUGCAAGUGUGGGAAGAAGGAGGAGAUUGUUAUUCCGGUGAACUCACAUCUGGAGCAAAACGAGCAAGAAGUUGAUGAACAGAGAAAGAAAGGAUGUCGACGAAGGAAGACAGACAUGGAUGGUUUGGACAGUGAUGAUGAUUAUGAUGAUGAUGAAGAUGACUUUGAUGACUGUGAAGAGGAGGAAGAUAAAGAUUUAGACGAGGACUCUGCAGCAAAAAAGCCACAGAGAAAAUCUGCUGUGCUGCCGGACCUGUCCCCAAUCAAUAUUGAAGAUUAAACACAAUAAGAGUUCUUUUCAAACCUGUGUAACAAAUGGGAUUUUUUGGGGCAAAAUACAGUAUCAGGUUUGUUGCAGAAGCUCUCUUAGAUUAAUAUAUGGCAAUAAGCCGAUGCUGCCUGCUUGAAUGCAGAGCAUGAAAAAGGAAGUCAGGUGGUGAAAUGCACAAAAACUGCCAGAUGACAUCAGAGGGAGCAACGUAAUUUUUCUUUUUAACUGAGUCGGUGUACUUUCUAAAGAAUCUUUAGUUCUGUAAAUUGU